Molecule: messenger RNA, 750 nt
Organism: Coniophora puteana RWD-64-598 SS2
Lineage: Eukaryota; Fungi; Basidiomycota; Agaricomycetes; Boletales; Coniophoraceae
Exons: 2
Source: RefSeq, a predicted model, not a curated record
AUGGGGCGGUCGAUCAAGGUGACCGAAGGGUCUCUGGAGCAGGAAAUCCGUCAAAAAGUGGCGUACGCGAUGCUCUCGCAUAGAUGGGGGCGGAAGGAGCCGACGUACUCCGAGUACACGAGGCUCUGGGAAGAAACCGAGUUCAGGAUGGAGAAACGGGCAAGGGAUCCGGGGUAUGUCAAGUUAUGGAGCUUUCUCAAUGGGGCGUCCGCGAGGGGAAUGGAAUUCGCGUGGGCGGACACGUGCUGCAUCGACAAAAGUAGCAGCGCCGAGCUCGACGAAGCGAUCCGCUCAAUGUUCCGCUGGUAUCGAAAUUCGGCGCUAUGCAUCGUACACCUUGCGGAGACGCGCUCAGUGAAUGACUUCCAUCAAGAUCGAUGGUUUAGAAGAGGGUGGACGUUGCAGGAGUUGCUUGCGCCGCCAAAGAUUAAGUUCAUGGACCAAGAGUGGAACACACUGGCAAGAGGGGAAAACGACAAGAAGGACCAUGAUAUUCUUCAAAGUGUCAGCAAAGCGACUGGAAUCGGCACAGAGACCUUGAGUAAAUCCUUCGAACCACGAACAGAGAAGUUCAGCGAGAAAAUGUCCUGGGCAUCUCGCCGCAGUACCACCCGAGCCGAAGAUGCCGCAUAUUCACUGAUGGGUAUGCUGAACGUCAGCUUCCAGACAGCCUACGGCGAAGGCGGCCCCCGCGCCUUCCGCCGCCUCCUCGACGCCGUCGUGCGCAAGGCCGAAGAUCCCUCCGUGAUG